Molecule: messenger RNA, 1573 nt
Organism: Canis lupus familiaris (dog)
Lineage: Eukaryota; Metazoa; Chordata; Mammalia; Carnivora; Canidae
Gene: GLMP
Product: glycosylated lysosomal membrane protein
Exons: 6
Coding region: 41-1261 (406 amino acids)
Cellular component (GO): lysosome
Source: RefSeq, a predicted model, not a curated record
UGACUCCCAAGUCUCUUCCGCCCUCUGCAACUGGGGCCUCAUGUGCCGCCAUGAGGGGCCCCGCUGGGGCUGCGGGCGUUGUGCCCCCAGUUCCAUGCUCCUCCUGAUUCAGCUGCUGUCUGCAGCCCCGUUUGGCCUGCUGGGGGAGGAAACUCGCCAGGUGUCUCUGGAGGUCAUCCCUGACUGCCGAGACCCCUCCCCGAACCUGCUCCACAUCCGGGCAGUGGGUAGCAACUCCACACUGCACUAUGUGUGGAGCAGCAUGGGGCCACCGGCAGUGCUGCUGGUGGCCACCAACACCCCACACAGCACCCUGACUGUCAACUGGAGCCGCCUGCUUUCCCCUGAGCCUGACGGGGGCCUGACGGUGCUCCCCAAGAACAGUAUCCAGUUUUCUUCUGCCCUUGUCUUCACCAGGCUGUUUGAAUUUGACAGUGCCAACACAUCUGAGGCGUCAGCCAAGCCUCCGGGAAAACCGUAUCCCCCGUAUUCCCUGGCGGAGUUCUCUUGGAACAACAUCACUGACUCAUUGGAUCUCGCUACCCUGAGCGCCACAUUUCGAGGCCGCCCCAUUCAGGACCCCGCUGGGGCCUUUGCCAAUGGCAGCCUGGCCUUCAGGGUGCAGGCUUUCACCAGAUCCAGCCGCCCAGCCCAAGCCCCGCGCCUCCUGCAUUCAGCAGACACCUGCCAGCUAGAGGUGGCCCUGUUUGGGGCCUAUCCCCGGGGAAACCGCUCCCUGUUUGGGCUGGAGGUAGCCACCUUGGGCCAGGCCCCCGACUGCCCCUCAGUGCAGGAGCAGCGCUCCAUUGAUGAUGAAUAUGCACCUGCAGUCUUCAAGUUGGACCAGCUGCUGUGGGGCUCCCUGCCCUCGGGCUUCAUGCAGUGGCGGCCAGUGGCUUUUGCCCAGAGGCAGAGGGGCCGGGAAUCAUCCCUGCCCUGCCAAGCUUCCCCUCUUCGCCCCACCUUGGCAUACCUUCUUCCCCAGUCUCCCAUCGUCCGAGCCUUCUUUGGGCCCCAGACUGACUUCUGUGCCUUCAACUUGACAUUUGGGGCUCCUACAGGCCCCGGCUACUGGGACGAAUACUAUCUCAGUUGGUCAAUGCUCCUGGGUGUGGGCACCCCUCCAGUGGACGCCUUGUCCCCGUUAAUCCUAGGCAUCAUGGCAGUGGCCCUGGGUGCUCCAGGGCUCAUGCUGCUGGCAGGAGGCAUAUUUCUGCUGCUGUGGCACAAGCAGUGCUCCCAAUACCAGCCUAUAAACUGAGGCCCACUCUCUGGAGGACGGGACAUUAACUAGUGGGCCUGUGUUGCUGGUCUGCCAGUUGAAGGGUUAGCUGCUCCCUUCUCCCAUCUUGCUUUUCUGCAAAACCUCAGGGAACCCCCAGGCGGGGCUUCCAUCAUACUCUCAGGAGGGACCAGCAACAGGGUGAUUGCUAGAGGUGGGGGGGGGUCCCUUAGUGAUACUCCUCUGCCCUUCCACCAUUUUCCUGGCAUGAGACUCACAGACAUAAAUCAAAGGCCUUCUGAUUGGUUGGCUGCCCCAGAAGGCACAAAAUAGACUUAUUUUCUCCCUGGU